Molecule: messenger RNA, 5870 nt
Organism: Lytechinus variegatus (green sea urchin)
Lineage: Eukaryota; Metazoa; Echinodermata; Echinoidea; Temnopleuroida; Toxopneustidae
Product: tumor protein p53-inducible nuclear protein 2-like
Exons: 4
Coding region: 330-1055 (241 amino acids)
Biological process (GO): positive regulation of DNA-templated transcription; autophagosome assembly
Cellular component (GO): autophagosome; nucleus
Source: RefSeq, a predicted model, not a curated record
CAUUUGUCAACAAACGGUAAUCAUUUUGCCGGGAGAAGAGAGAACAACGCAACGGUCAAAAAGUGACUGACGAUACGGAUAACAAGAAAGAACAUUUUCAGGCAACAAAGACAACGUUCAACAAAGUUGAGAAUAUUACAGAUGACCACCAGGUGUCUGUAAUUAUCUUGAAAGCUCAUCAAUCUAUUUCCAUGCUGCCAUAUCAACUCUGUUACUGAACAAGAAUAGUCAUCACCUCAGUGUAUUUUCUGAAAAACAUUUGACUGUGUAAUCUUAAAGUACUAUUUUGAGAUAUUUCAAUAGCUGAAACGCUUCAAUAAUUCGUGAAGAUGUUUAGUGGACUUAGCGAGUAUCUGUUUGGUAGCUCCAGUAAUCAAGCUGGUGAUGCUGCCAUGGCAACGGAUGAUACCCAGCCCGCUGAUCCCAUCAAGGAGGUUGAGAUGGAUGAUGACUGGGUGCUGGUUGAUGUUACCAAUGAUUCUGGUGCCUCGAGUCCUCGGAGAUCUCCAAGGAGAUCCCCAACCAAAGAUGGCUGCCAAUCUCAACCUAAAGCAGUUCCAGAGAAACAUCAACGAAUGGAAGAAAGCUGGUUUAUUACUCCACCUCCAUGUUUUACUGCUGGGGGUCAUUCUCCCCAUCAACUAGCCACUAGUCCCUUAGAAGAUUUACUAAUAGAACAUCCAAGUAUGUCUGUUUAUCAUCAUUCUAGUCAACGAGGAGGGCCCAUGGCUCAUCCAAGGCAGCACCAUCCUAGGCAAAAACCAAACAGGACUGUAGCGAAACGUACCCACAACCUCCGGGUGCGCAAUGCCAAGCCACCCCGUAGAGCUGCAGCUAUUGCAGCUCGUGUGGGAAUCGAACAGUCGUCCCACCAAGUUGGGUUAGAGGAGCAAAGAGAAGCAAAGAGGCACCAGCAACGUCAGAACAGUCCCGGCAAAAUAGAACGACACAACAAGGUGUAUCAUCAUCAAAGUGCCUCGUCCCGAAGGCACUAUAAGCAUAAUUCUUCCAUAAGUGGACGACACUCCGGUGCCAUCUAUAAGCAACCACGUUAAUGAGGAGUUAUAUGGGUUCCAGAGCACUAAUAUAUAUUAGAUAGUAAUAUUCACCGUUACCACUUUAUUCACUACAAUAUUUUUUGUGUUAUUUAUUUUACAAGUAUAGAUAUUCAUGAAAUUAUAUAAGUAUUAUUUGUAUAUGGAAAGUGAUUUUGUUAUUAGAAAUAUCAUUCUUAUGAUAACGUAAUUAUUAGCUAAUCAAAUAAAUCACAAAAUAUAAUUAUUAAAAAGAAAGAAAAAUACAUUAAAAAGAAAAUAAAAAUGGGUUUACUUUGGCACAAGUGUGAUUUGUGUAUAGUUUGACUACCCUUUGUGAAUAUACCUUCCUGCAUUGUGAACGGCUAUAUCAUUUUGUAUGCGAAUAUGUGUUAAUAUCUUUGGUUUUUCAGGUUUUAACUGUUUCUGAAUGAAUGCCAAUAUAUUUUAAAACCAUACAGGAAGAAGAGCCUACAAUACACACUUUAAGCCAUCAAUUGUAAGAAUCAAAGCAAUACAAUGAUUGGUAUUACCUACCAUACACGUUAUGUAAUACACAGUAUUAAAAAUAUGAACAGGGAAGUCAUAAGUCUUUCUUUAAUAACUCAUUAAGUGUCAAUCUCUCUAAGGCAUUGUUAUAAAAGCCAAAUAUUGUACAGCUGCUACAAGAAUGUCACACUAUUUUUUCAAAGCCAAAUAUGAAAUAUAUUUGAUAUACAUGUAGUGUACUGUAAAUUGUCUGUUAAUGUAGUUGGAAUAGCUGGUUGGAAUUCAUAGCUUUGCCUCCUUGUUCAUUGAUGUUUUUCUGUUUGUGUAUAUUUAUUUGCUUUAGUGUGAUAGACCAUAUGGAGUUUGAUGGUGAGAAGCAGAAGUUCUUCAUAUUGUAAGAUUUUUCUUGUGAGGUGGGAUUAUAUUCUUUUUUUCUGUAUACCUUUUCAUCCAAAAUCUUUUGGGAUCAGGGUAGAAAUAGGUCAUCAAAGAUAUUGAUCUUCAAAAUUGAUUACUUUCACAUAGAAGGUACUUUAUAUUGUUCGAACAGAGAAGUGAUUAAAUUGAAAUGUACACAUGUGGGUGCAAGGUGAAUCUUGCCACCUUCAUGGUCAAGGAGAAAACCUGGAUGACUGACUGAUGACAUUUCAUAUUAUUUGAUUAUUACAUACUUUGCUGCUAUUGUGAAUACCCAUUAACUUUACCAGGAGGAAAAUACUUUUGGAAAUGGGGAUAUGCAAAUGAAUCAAUAAAAAAAUAAAAAUUCAUCAAUUUGACAACAAAUUUGUGUUUGGUGUGGCGUGGUAACCUAUUUCUUGUGCAGAAUAAAAUGCAAGGACAGCUUUCUACAAAGAUUUAUUCAUGCAGGCAUGUUACAAUGUCUGUAUGGCAGGAGUUGUGUAUUAAUAAUGAAAAGAAUUAUAACCUAACCUCUCAAAAAAUAAUGAUAACUGGGUUUGAACUGCUUUUAAUGGUCAGACUGUUGAACAAAUAAUAAUACUGACUUCUUGUAAAGCGCAUAUCAUGACAUCUCUAUGUGCUUUCAAAGGACUUGGAUAAUAUUGCCCCUGCUUUAGCUGUCAUGAAUACUGUCUUGAUAGUUUAUUGGAUUUCUGUUUUUUUCUCUUGCAUUAUCGGUAAGAAAUGUAAUAGCAGUUGAAAAUGGUGUUAGCGUUUGUUUUAGUACAUAAUUAUCCUAUGCAUUGUAUAAUGUAAACAAGGUGCAUACAUAUGUUUCAGCACCAUCAUAAUGCAAGGAUAUCCUUUUCUCUAUUUAUUCAAGUUGUAUGUUGUUACAUAACUAUACUUCUGUAUUCUGUGUGUAUGUAGAUUGACAAUUACAUAUAUCAGCUGCUGUAUGUGUGUGUUGUGCUAAUGUUGAAGUGAUUGUAACAAGGAGCUGGAAAAUGAAGCCUUUUUUAUGCAUGACAUUGCACUGAAACAUGUUUUUAACAAGGAGCAUAAUACCUUCAUUGUUGGACUUUGCAUAGAUAACUACUAAGUAAUUUUCCUCUAAACAACAGUAGGACCUUUGACAUGUUGCAUAUGUGUGAAGGAAACUCAGGAUAAUGACCUCAAUCGAUAUAAUAGAGGAAUUUGAAUAAUUUGGGGAAUUAAAAAAACAACCUAUGUUUUAUGUAACAGGCCUCAAGUGAAAGAAAGUGGUGAAAUUUGUGAAACACAUGACCCUAUAAUGGUACAUGUAUGAGAUGAUAAGCACAAUGGUACCCAACAGGCCUAAUUGUAAAGUCUGCAAUUUAGUUUUAAAUCAUUACUGUUAGCUACUACUUAGGGGCAAGAAAUUUUAAAAUGUGUAAUGUUACACAUUUUUAUUGCAUAAAAACCUUCAAUAAUAGAACAUUCAUGGAAAGGGCCACCUGAUAAAACGCUUUUUAAGUACAUCCAUUGGAAAAUUUUGUAGGCUGAAGUCAUUCUCUUUCACCUAUGUGUUCGUACAUUCUGACUUGAUUUAAACAGGAAUUUAAAUUUGUGCAGUCUAAGUCUGUCUAACCACAGUUAAAUGGGUACCAGUAAGCCAAAAAUGUCAAACUUUGUUUUUGCUGUAUGUUCUCAAUUUCAAUAUAUUGUGCUUUGAUGGUAUGGAAAACUACUGCACUGGAACCAAUAUUAGACAGUAAUCAAUAAUAAUAAUGCCCACAUCCCUGUCAAAUUAAAGAGAUUUGUGACUUAAUGUCACAUAUGGCAGUCCAUAGGAAACUGAAAAUUAAGACCACGGUUAAAACCAUGGUUCAGAUCACUGCCUACAGUUGAUAAGAGGUAAGGCCAUUGUGUAACACAGAGCUUGUGUUAAUGCAAGGCAAUGGCCUUUGAUACGCUUACCCUUGAAAUUCCCCUCCCCCUUUGUUUUUUUACUGAUGUUUGUUCUUGGGUUAUUUUUUAGAACAAAAUGCCUUGCCCUCCUGUACCGGCCACACAGAAAAUCUAGCACUAACAAUGCGCCAACAGAUGCCCCGUUACAACUGUAAAGGUAGCAGCAAAUGAUGUCUAAUUUAUAUUAGGCAUCACUUGCUGUGACAACAACAUGUUAUUUAUAUCUUGGAACGUUUGACAUCACAAUCCGAAAGAUGGUAUUGGGCCUAGUACUGUUUACGUUCUGUUAGCGCUAACAACAUUUCAGUGUAGCAGGUACUGAGGGCUGUUAGAAUAAAUAUUAAACAUUAGCAAUUCAAUCCUCCAAAAGUUUCUUUUUAGCUUUUUCAUCAACUAAAUGACUUAAAAUCAGAGCUUGCACUAGGUAACAUUUAUUUUUACUACUUUUACUUGUAUGUUAUAUAUUUUCAUAGUUUUUAUAUCAUCAUUUGUCUAAGUUUUCGUAUUAGUCAAGCUAUUGAAGAAUUCCUUAAACUAAAUUCCCUUAUACCAUUCAAACCAAACACAGAAUCAACACCAAAAAUAAUAUAUAGGCCACUUUUUAUUACACUAUUUCAGUACAUUAUUACAAUUAUAUUGCAUGUGCUAUACAUACAAUUUUUUAGGUGGUCUUAAACUUUUGCAAGUGAUGGUAUAAUUUUUGGUGAAAGAUGGUCUAUUUUCAUCUGUAGUUUAUGGAAUGUGAAUAAAACUUAUUUCAGUAUUACCAGUAUCAAAGUUUCAUUAGAUAUAAACAUCUUGAUGACUAGAUGCAUAUUUCCCCAAGUCACGGGAACAAGCUGAACACAUGCCUUGUAAUGUGAAACUCACUUGGACAAAGGUGCUAAUUCAAAAUCAGGACUUUCAUGGUCUUUCUACAUUUUCAAAUGUGUCGCUCAUGAUAUUGUACAGCUUCUGGAAAAAAAUAUACUUCAGAUAUUAUGAUAGAUUGAGAUAUUAGCAUAUUAAUAAUGUAAGAAUCCUUAUGCAUUUUCACGUCAUACAAUUCAACUGCCUUUGAAGAGGAAAAUAUUUAGAUUACCUUAAAAUUAUUAAACGUGCUGUAAAUGAUAUUUGUAUUAAGUGAAUGCAAUAGUAACCUCUUUGGCAUUAUUGUUGAUUUUUUUAUUUAAAUUAGGAAAUCACAUGUGCUGUAUAAACCUGCCUCAGAUUAUUAAACGAAUGACACCAGUUAAAAAUGAUUUUAAUCAGUUUAUUCUUGCAUUUGUAAUCAUUAUGAUUUUAAUCAGAUUUAUCUUGCAUUGGUAAUCAUUAAUUCACAUGUAUUUCACUUAAUCACCCAAUCAAUUCUUAAACCUGUGUAUGUUCUUAAAAUUCAUUCAUUUGACAUCACUCGCCAUCAUUUAAUGUGAGCAAACUUCUGUAUUACCACAAUUGCUUUUACAUAUGUAGUAAGAGCUAUUGUAUCUGUGUAAGAUAUGCAGGGUAUAACAAAUGACAAAUAAAUAUAAGUAUGGUGUGUUGAAUGGUUCAGUUUAGACUAGAAAAUAAUAACUUUGUGGAACUAUUUUUUCUGAGGGAUGUUUUGACAUGUUUGACAUAGUAUGCAUAUAAACGGAUGGUCAGUUUAGUUUGUGAUUUAUGGUUGAAAUUUACAUAUUACUCAUAGAAAUAGAGGUUUAACAAGGUAAAAUAUUUUAAAUUGCAUUUUCUUCAAAUCAUCAUUGAUCUGUCAUACUCAAACAGGCCUAUAAAAAGUCUAGAAAUGACAAUUUUUCAUAUGUACUUCAUCACUUGCCAUAAUAACAAGUCUGAAACAUUCUUCCACAAAAUUGACUCUGAAAAUGUAUUUCGUGCAUGUUAGGUUUGUGUAUUGUGAUUUCUUUUUUUAGAAUCUAUGUAGAUAUAUGCUAAUAUAUGUAAAGUUUAGUUAGUUAACAGAUUUAAUAUAUUGUGUACAUGGUAUAACUUUCUAGCUAUUGGACUGAAAGAAAUAAAGUUUGAAGGGAUAUUCAA